AAUAAAAAUAAAAAUACACAAGAAAGGAGAUGAUAGAAUCAUUGCGGAUUUCAUGUUUCCAUCUUUCUCUUACCAUUUUUCUACUUGUUCUUCUGCAUGUUUCUUAUGCAUUGGUGACCUCGGAUUCAGUCUACGACACUUUUCUCCACUGCCUACAAAAACACACCAACGAAUCUGACCAAGUUUCCAACAUAAUCUAUGCCCAAACGAACGCUAACUACUCAACUGUGCUUCGCAAUUACAUCAGAAAUGCCCGGUUCAACACCUCCUCCACAAGAAAACCUCUGCUCAUCGUCACCCCAUCUCUCGAAUCCCAAGUUGGAGCCACCGUGGUUUGCUCCCAAACCAUUGGAAUACAACUCAGGAUAAGAAGCGGUGGUCAUGACUUCGAAGGGAUCUCCUACGUCUCCUACAACGCGCCGUUUAUCAUCCUCGACAUGUUCAAUUUCAAGAGCAUCACCGUUGAUACAGACGACGAGUCGGUUUGGGUUCAGGUAGGAGCUACGCUUGGAGAGCUUUAUUACAGCAUUUGGGAGAAAAGCAAAGUCCAUGGUUUCCCCGCGGGAGUUUGUAGCACAGUCGGCGUCGGUGGGCAUAUCAGCGGUGGUGGAUACGGCACUAUGAUGCGAAAAUUCGGCUUGACGAUUGACAAUGUUCUCGACGCAAAGAUAGUCGAUGUCAAUGGGAAUGUCUUGGAUAGAAAAUCAAUGGGAGAAGAUCUUUUCUGGGCUAUCAGAGGAGGUGGAGGAGCGAGUUUUGGAGUCGUGUUGUCGUACAAAUUGAAGUUAGUUCCUGUCCCAGAAACGGUAUCUGUUUUCAGCUUCGAAACAAUAUUGGAUCGGAACACCAUGACGACUGACAUUGUUUAUAGGUGGCAAGAAGUUGCUCCCAAUAUUGACAAUGCUCUUUUCAUGAGGUUGCAUCUGAAACCAGUAAAUUCGAUGGUGAGGAAGAGAGAGAAGACAAUUAUAGCUUCGAUAAUGGCCCUCUACCUUGGAAAAGCAAAGCAACUGAUUUCCUUGUUGGAGGAGGAGUUUCCGGAGCUGGACUUGAAGAAGAACGAUUGUACGGAAAUGAGUUGGAUUGAUUCGGUGCUAUGGUGGAAUGGUUUCGCCGUUGGAACUUCCCCUCAUGCGCUGCUGAACCGAAAUCUAAACUCGGCCGGUUUCCUCAAAAGGAAAUCGGAUUAUAUUCAGAAACUAAUUUCCAAAGAUGGGUUGGAGUGGGUUUUCAAGAAGAUGAUCGAAUCAGGCAAAACUGGUUUGGCUUUGAGCCCUUAUGGUGGAAGAAUGAGCCAAAUCUCUGCUUCUGAGACACCAUUUCCACACCGAGCAGGGAAUUUGUACAAAAUAGAGUACUCGGUGAAUUGGGAAGAAGAGGGAGAAGAAGCAGAGAAGAAUUAUAUAACACAGAUUAGGAGGCUUUACAGUUACAUGACCCCAUUUGUGUCCAAGAACCCAAGAAGUGCUUUUCUGAAUUAUAGGGAUCUUGAUAUUGGAAUCAGUUCCAACGAUGAAAAUAGCUAUGAAGAUGGGAAGGUUUAUGGGUUGAAGUAUUUCAAUGACAAUUUUUAUAGGUUAGUAAAGGUCAAGACUGCGGUAGAUCCACACAAUUUCUUCAGGAAUGAACAGAGCAUCCCAACUCUUCCAAAGUAAGGCACAGGAAAAUUUUAUUGUCCCUUGUGUGCCGAUGUCUUUUUUGCUAGCGACAAAACUAGUCUCUUCCAUAAUAUGUUUCAGAAAGAUAUGUGGUGCGAUUUUAUGUGACAAAAACUAUUAUUAAA
Messenger RNA from Ziziphus jujuba (common jujube), 1783 nucleotides. Its product is annotated as berberine bridge enzyme-like 21. Gene Ontology annotation, molecular function: oxidoreductase activity; FAD binding. The coding region runs from base 30 to 1655 and encodes 541 amino acids. The record is from RefSeq and is a predicted model, not a curated record. The transcript has a single exon. NCBI's taxonomy places the organism in Eukaryota, Viridiplantae, Streptophyta, Magnoliopsida, Rosales, Rhamnaceae.